AUGAAGUUCGAGAACCAGACCAAACAUUUCUCUCAUCACGUUAAAGUGGGUCCAUGUUUCACUCGCCCUGCUUAUCGAGAUGGUAGGCGCAAAACAGCUGUAAAGGUAACUGUUAGCUUUAUUAUUUCCCAGGUCUUUACCGUAGCUGAUGAAUCAUGUUAUCUUCUGAUAUUCGGAGUCCCCUCGCUGGACCUGGAGCACCCUUUAAAGGAGAAGUGCAAACAGUAUGGGAAUGUUCAAAGUAUGGUGAAAAUUAUUGAUUAUCCAAACAAAGAAACAUUUACUGAUGUUUUUGUCGUAAAAUAUGAUAAUCUCAAAGCCGCAAGAUAUGCCAAGCGUUUAUUAGAUGAUUCUUCUUUCUACGGAGGUUCUUUACACGUUUGUUAUGCACCUGAAUAUGAAACUGUGGCUGAAUGUCGUUUGAAGCUAUACGAAUGCAGGCAUUUAAAUGCAAGAAUUUCCAGGAAAGUGGAACAUGAGUAUCUUCAGAAAUUCUGUACUAAAUGUCAAACAUCGAAUCCAAAUUCUUCAGUUCUUCCGUCACCAUCUGUAUCAUCAACAUCAGUAAAAUCUGAUUUGUCAGAAUCUAUAAAAUUAGAAACACCAACUAAUCAGGAUAUAACUGUUUUGCCGGUUUCAAAAGAAAACACAAUGCAUUCUAAUGAGUCCGCCACCUAUCAAUCAUAUGACGCUUUAGAUGACUCUCGGCUUUAUUGGAGGAAACUUGGAAUUACACUAUUUGACAAACAUCAAAUAGCAUGUAAUUCCAGUGCUUCUUGUUCUACUACUGCUACUACUACCAAUUAUCCAUCUAUUUCUACACCUUGUGAUUUAUCAGUUGCCCCAAAACGUUCAAUACCCCUUUCUGUCCAACAGGCUUUAAGUUGUCGACCAUACUUGGAGAAUAUUUCGAAUCCUAAUACACCGUUGUUAGUCAACAAGGUAUCCUCUGACACUAACAAAACAGUGAAGCACUAUUCAUCUAACUCCUUAAUCCCACGCGUUAUAAUUAGUAAAGAAUAUAGGAAAAAGCACUCAACAAACUCAGAAGCUGCUCCACAAGUGUCAAAGUCAACAGCCCCUAUUUCUGUAGGUGAAUUAAAACGAUUAGCCUAUUCAUUAGGUCCCAAACAAGGACCAAGUUUACCGCCACCACAAGAUCAAAGGGGAAAUAUUGAUCAAACAAGGAUUGUAUUUCAUCGUUCAAAUUCCAAACGACAUUGUACACAUCCUUCAGAAUCUAGAGACAAUUAA
This is a messenger RNA of Schistosoma spindalis, 1254 nucleotides long. The record is from the annotation of a GenBank genome assembly. Lineage: Eukaryota; Metazoa; Platyhelminthes; Trematoda; Strigeidida; Schistosomatidae.